GGGAAAUGGGUAGCUCUCUUCUCAGUUACUCUCACUCCGCAUGCCAUGGCGGCUGCCGAGUUGACCACACGCCUAAACUCAACCCACCACCAGCAGCUCUCCUCUCAGUUACUCAACAGCCGUCGCCGCCGACGCGUCGAUCCCCCGCCCGUCGCCCCGCCAUCGCCGCUAACCUUCUUCCUCCGUCUGGUGCAUCUCGCUGCCAGCCCCCUCGCUCCGUCGCUCGUCUUCCUCGCUCGACCGCCGCCACCCCUCCAUCCCCAUCCCGCUGCCGCCGAGCGCCGCAGGCCCCUAGCUCGUCUACCUCCUCGCGCGAGCGCCUCCACGGCAGGGGAGGAAUGUAAUGCCCGUACAACUCGUGAUUUAAAUGGAGGGCUGUGACUGCAUUGAACCGUUUUGGCCCACCGACGAGCUUCUCAUCAAGUACCAAUACAUCUCAGACUUCUUCAUUGCCCUUGCCUACUUCUCCAUCCCUCUCGAGCUAAUCUACUUCGUCAAGAAGUCAUCCUUCUUCCCUUACCGAUGGGUUCUCAUCCAAUUCGGCGCCUUUAUAGUCCUUUGCGGAGCCACCCAUCUCAUCAACCUCUGGACUUUCACCAUGCACACCAAAACCGUAGCCAUCGUCAUGACCGUCGCAAAAGUCUCCACCGCUGUCGUGUCUUGCGCUACUGCCCUCAUGCUUGUUCAUAUCAUACCUGAUUUGUUGAGUGUCAAGACGAGGGAGUUGUUUCUCAAGAAGAAGGCCGACGAGCUUGACCGAGAGAUGGGUCUCAUACGCACGCAGGAGGAGACAGGGAGGCAUGUCAGGAUGCUUACCCAUGAGAUCAGAAGCACGCUUGAUAGGCACACCAUCUUGAACACUACUCUGGUUGAGCUAGGGAGGACACUGCAUCUGGAAGAAUGUGCGUUGUGGAUGCCAUCACGCAGCGGUUCAAGCCUUCAACUGUCUCAUACGCUGCGCCACCAGAUUCCUGUUGGCUCAUCCGUGCAGAUUAAUCUUCCUGUUGUCAAUCAAGUCUUCAGUAGCAACCGGGCGAUCAUAGUGCCCCAUACAUCUCCUUUGGCAAGGAUCCGGCCUGUUCAAGGGAGAUAUGUCCCACCAGAGGUGGCUGCUGUGAGAGUCCCGCUGCUACAUCUCUCAAACUUCCAGAUAAAUGAUUGGCCCGAGCUUUCGGCAAAAAGCUAUGCAAUUAUGGUUUUGAUGCUCCCAUCUGAUAGUGCCAGGAAAUGGCAUGUUCAUGAACUGGAGCUUGUCGAGGUCGUCGCUGAUCAGGUAGCUGUUGCUCUUUCUCAUGCAGCUAUUCUUGAAGAGUCCAUGCGAGCACGCGAUCUACUCAUGGAGCAAAAUGUUGCCUUAGAUUUAGCUCGGCGAGAGGCUGAAAUGGCAAUACGUGCUCGCAAUGAUUUCCUUGCUGUGAUGAAUCAUGAAAUGCGAACCCCAAUGAACGCAAUAAUAGCCCUUUCCUCCUUACUUUUAGAAACUGAACUUACCCCUGAGCAGCGCCUAAUGGUGGAAACAGUGUUGAAAAGCAGCAACCUUUUGGCAACACUCAUCAAUGAUGUUUUGGAUCUUUCGAAACUUGAGGAUGGAAGUCUUGAAUUGGAGAUAAGAGCAUUCAAUCUUCAUGCGACUUUCAAAGAGGUAAUGAGUUUCAUCAAACCGAUUGCAGCUAUCAAGAAGCUUUCUGUAUCGGCCAUGUUGUCCCCUGACUUGCCUCUAUCUGCCAUUGGUGAUGAGAAGCGGCUCAUGCAAACUAUUCUAAACGUCUGUGGUAAUGCUGUUAAGUUUACCAAGGAGGGCCACAUCUCACUGUUAGCUUCAGUUGUGAAGUCUGACUCUUUAAGAGAGUUCCGAACCACUGAUUUUCAUCCAGUUGCAAGCGAUGGUCACUUCUACGUAAAAGUUCAGGUUAAAGAUACAGGGUGUGGCAUCAGCCUGCAGGAUCUAUCCCAUGUAUUUACAAAGUUUGCUCACACACAAAGCGGAGGAAACCGAGGGUAUAAUGGCAGCGGUCUUGGGCUCGCCAUUUGCAAGAGGUUUGUGAGCUUGAUGGGUGGGCAUAUAUGGCUGGAGAGCGAUGGGGCGGGGAAAGGCUGCACGGCUACGUUGGUCGUGAAGCUGGGUGUGUGUGACGCCGCGGCGUAUCAUCAACCGGCGAUCCCUCUGGUGUGGCCGAGCCAUGUCCGAUCUGACCCGUCUGGUCCAUCAGCACUGAAGAAGGAAGAUAGAGUGCUUCCUUGUCUUGAACCUAGAUACCAGAGGAGUAUAUGACAUGCGUUUUGUUGGAAGAGAGAUAUUGUCGACUUUGUGCUGCACAUAUAAUGUACAAGAAAGACAGAGGAUGUGAUUAGUCCGAUGUUGCUGCGCGAUUAAUAUAGUGCAUAACAGCAUUAGGAUAUGAUUGCAGGAA
This is a messenger RNA of Brachypodium distachyon (stiff brome), 2411 nucleotides long. RefSeq names its product probable ethylene response sensor 1. NCBI's taxonomy places the organism in Eukaryota, Viridiplantae, Streptophyta, Magnoliopsida, Poales, Poaceae. Gene Ontology annotation, biological process: signal transduction; phosphorylation. Gene Ontology annotation, cellular component: endoplasmic reticulum. The transcript has 6 exons. Bases 368 to 2272 code for a protein of 634 amino acids. The record is from RefSeq and is a predicted model, not a curated record. Gene Ontology annotation, molecular function: protein binding; ethylene receptor activity; phosphorelay sensor kinase activity.